CUUGCUAGAGAAGCGCAGGGGUCCUUCUGGCAGAUCCUCGGCUACCUUUGUUUACAUACACGUCACCAGGAAGUGGAGCAAACUUCGAAAUGUUAAGACAGGAUUCACAGGGUGAUGUUCCACUUUUUGACGAGGAUGAGAAUGCAGCCAACAGGAACAAGUCAAAAAUCCAGCAUCCUUUGGCCUCUUUCUUCCACCUUUUCUUCCGUGUAAGUGCUAUCCUGGUCUAUCUGUUGUGUGAACUCAUCAGCAGCAGCUUCAUUGCCUGCAUGGUCACCAUCAUUCUCCUGCUGUCAUGUGACUUUUGGACAGUGAAGAAUGUGACUGGGCGGCUGCUGGUAGGCCUGAGGUGGUGGAAUCAGGUGGAUGAGAAUGGGAAGAGCCAUUGGGUAUUUGAGUCUCGAAAGGAAGCCAGCAGAAAAAUUAUCUCGAGUUCAGAAUCACGGAUUUUCUGGCUCGGCCUUAUUGUGUGCCCCAUAUUAUGGGUGUUCUUUGUGUUCUCUACUCUCUUUUCCUUCAAGAUUAAAUGGCUGGCAGUGGUGAUUAUGGGAGUUGUGUUACAGUGGGCUAACCUCUAUGGUUACGUCAAAUGCAAAGUCGGGGGUGGAACCAAUCUGAAAAACAUGGCAACCAGCUAUCUUGGCCUUCAGAUUUUUAAGCAGGCAGUUAACAAAUCACAAGGACCCUAAGGAUUUGACCAAGUUGGCUCUGCUAAUGUUCUAAUUUAUUUUCUUGUACUGACAUUCAGUGGGAAACUCAUGCAACUGUUGCAAAUUCUUUUCUCUGACCAAGUGCAUAUGGGCUUUUUUAUUUUAUUUUUUUUUAAACAGUUUAGUUCUUUCUCCCCUAGAAUUCUCCUAUAGAAUUUAGCCCAUAUUGGAACUAUCAAUACUGUAUGUUGUCAAUAUGUGCCAAGAACUAAAUAGAAUAUGUUGUGCUUUAUUGUGAGUGGGAUGAUUCUAUUGUAAUUCAAUUAAUGAUGAUCCUUUUUGACUAUUUAGGAGGUUUCUUAGUUAACCACAAUUUUCAUGAUAAUUGCAUAUAAAUUACUGAAAUGUGGAUAAAAAUAACAAACUAGGUUGUUUGCCUGGACUGUAAUAAAUGAUGAUUAAAUAAUUGUGUAGUCAUUAUUAUUUAUAAGAAACAAUGAUGAUGAUAUGGCAGAAAUCCAAUAACUACGGUAAAAUAUCAGACAUACUGGACAUAUCGAUAUCAGCACUUACAGAAUCUGCCAGGGUGUUGCUACUGUAAUAAAUAAAUAAAUAAAUAAAUAAAAAGGUGAUCAGGUGGCAAAUCCUGACAUUUCAUCACAUUCAAAUGUUUUUUUGGGUUUUUUUUUUUUUUU
Ictalurus furcatus (blue catfish) is the source of this 1345-nucleotide messenger RNA. RefSeq lists its product as uncharacterized. The coding region runs from base 90 to 689 and encodes 199 amino acids. Gene Ontology annotation, biological process: vesicle-mediated transport; protein secretion. Lineage: Eukaryota; Metazoa; Chordata; Actinopteri; Siluriformes; Ictaluridae. The transcript is spliced from 7 exons. Gene Ontology annotation, cellular component: Golgi membrane. The record is from RefSeq and is a predicted model, not a curated record.